CCAUUACCGCAGCCACAGCCGGACCCAAACCCGCAGCCACAGCCAUUGCCGCAGCCUCUUCCACAACCACAACCACUGCCGAACCCAAACCCGCAGCCACAGCCUUUACCACCACAGCCUCUGCCACAACCACUGCCGGGCCCAAACGCGCAACCGCUGCCAUUACCACAGCCCCUGCCACUACCACCGCCGGGCCCAAACGCGCCACCGCUGCCAUUACCGCCGCCUCUGCCCCUACCACCGCCGGGCCCAAACCCACAGCCGCUGCCGCAACCGGAUGCCCCAGGCUCAUAUCCGCAGGUACAACCGUUGCCGGACUCAAACACGCCCGGCCGACAGAAUAACGCACUACAGGGACCACUUGGAAAUGGCGCAGCCCCAGCCUUAUAUUCAUGCGGUGCAACCUACAUACAUAUAUUCUCCAUGGGUUUAUUAUUGUACUAUUUUGUUUAGAUAAAGUGACGCUUGUUCAUGUAAAUAGAUUUACUAUUUCUCUAGACUACAUAAAAAUAAUGUAUCGAUUGGGCAUGAUAUCUCUGUAUUGACAUUUAUACUAGUAUAUUAUUUGUAAUAAAUUUUUAUAUGGUUGUACAAGUAGUUUGUGUACUUAGAAAAAGCAGAACCAUUUGUGUAUGCAUUUGAUACACAUGUCGUUCUGGUAUUUUUAGUUAUAUCUCUGAUC
Messenger RNA from Triticum aestivum (bread wheat), 682 nucleotides. RefSeq names its product protein TsetseEP. The record is from RefSeq and is a predicted model, not a curated record. Lineage: Eukaryota; Viridiplantae; Streptophyta; Magnoliopsida; Poales; Poaceae.